This is a messenger RNA of Dinoponera quadriceps, 3929 nucleotides long. RefSeq names its product WD repeat-containing protein 60. The coding region runs from base 1 to 2970 and encodes 989 amino acids. The record is from RefSeq and is a predicted model, not a curated record. Gene Ontology annotation, cellular component: cytoplasmic dynein complex. Gene Ontology annotation, biological process: intraciliary transport. NCBI's taxonomy places the organism in Eukaryota, Metazoa, Arthropoda, Insecta, Hymenoptera, Formicidae. Gene Ontology annotation, molecular function: dynein heavy chain binding; dynein light chain binding. The transcript is spliced from 16 exons.
AUGUCUAAUAAGGGAGCCACUAAGAAAACCGAGCUUAAAGAUGACGUCAAGACACGUACGCGAUCGAGAUCGAAGAAUCUACUUGGCGGCGAGAGCAACGUGGAAACGUCGAAAAAAUUGGAACCCAACUUCCCGAGGAAGUCGCAAAGUGUUGAGCACAAGGGAGAUGGAGAUAGGUUGUCGAAGGCAUCGCAUAGUUCCUCGACGAGUAGAAUGCAAUCGACUAGAAGCACCAGUAAGCAAUCGGUGGGGUCCUCUCAGUUCAAGACUGUCAAGCAGAGUCUCGCACCCUCGACGUCCAAGACCGGCCUGGUCAAGACUUCUUCGUCCAGCCAGUCGACAAAAGUGAGCACAAGCUCCAAGACGAGGAGCGAAAAGCCCGCUAAAUUGAGCGACGACAGCACAGUGAAGAGGCGGAAAUCCAGAGAAGCGGGGUAUUCGGAGAAGAGAGGUCUCAGCACGAUAUACGUGCCGAAGUCGACAACGAGCAAGUUGAAUGCUAAACUCAACGAGAAGACCGGAUCUCGCGCGACGAGAGACAAGGGGAAAUUGCCAGAUGCUCCUGCACCCGAUAGAACCAAAGCGCGAAUGUCGUCCAGAGAACGCAGGAAGUCCAGGACGCUGAGCCCAAGCGAGAUUAGGAUGCUGCACAGCGUUACGAGGCAACCUGGCAGCACAGAACAGAGCAAAGGGAGAGACAAGAACAGUCGUCCAAACGCGCAAGCGGACUCGGGUGAGGCAGACUACGAAUAUGAGGACGAUUUUGAGGAUUACGAGUCCGACUUUCAAGAAUGCACCGACAGCGAGACUUCGCCGAUCAGCGAGAGGUCGGAUAGCAGCGACAGCAAUUCCCAUCCGGAGCCGAUCCAGCUGCAGACACGGGAGAAGAAGAGCGUAGUGAGCAGCACGGAGCACGCGAAGGUCGAAGAGGAGCGCAUGCUGGACUCGGGGCACUACGAUCUCGCGGAGGCGAGGAAGCGGGCGGCGCGGGUGGAAUCUAUGUUCGCAAAUCACUCGAACACACCGCCGUUGCCCGAGCUGAGAGAGCCGGUCGGCAAAACGUUUAGCGAUGACAGACCGGCGGAGAACAAAUCCUUGCCGUCGUCCACCGACGAGGGCUUCGAGGACAGCCGCUCCGGAGAUUUUACCAAAUCUCCGCCACUUUCGCAGAUACCGUUUAUCGACUUCCGCAAGUCGAAGGAGAACCGACGCGAAGAGAACUCGCGUAAGCAUCGAAGCAGGGGCGAGGAACUGUUGGAAAUGAUCAAACUGGAUUUCAUGGAAUGGUCGAUUCUGGAGUGCAGCCCCGUGCCUUACGACGAGUUCAUAAGAAAUUACGGGAGGCUGAACACUCAACAAAUAUUUACUCAGACCGGCGACGACAACAUAGACAUUGAGAUACAGACGGACGAGGUGUUUCACAGGAACAAAUGGACGCAAUUUCCCGUAACUUGUAGGAACGAAUUGCGCGAUAAUCAGGACGUAAACCUGUUCAAAUUGGAACAAAUCGGCGUAGGGAGCGACCUGGAGGACACAGAGGAUGCAAACUUUCCCUUACGGCCGUCGUACGACGUAUUGCGUCUGAACGACUUUCUGAAUCGCGCCGGCACGGUCGUUCUGUCUCUACUGGAAGAAAGAGAACACGGUGGCAACGUUUUCCAAAACGACGUGGAUGAAUUACCGUUCAGCGAAGGCUUUGUCAAGCUCUCCGUGAACACGGUGACGUUCUUGGCCAGCAGAGCGGUGAGGAUCAUACAUUAUUCGGAGGUUCUGAGCAAAGUUCUGCUCACCGUACACUCUCCCGUGGAAGAGGAGAUAGAAACCGCCAGUAAGCAGGAUUACAUCACCGACUGUUGCAUCGGAUGCGUCUGGAACAUCUCGGAGCCGUCAAUGCCGAAGAAACUGUUCUACUCGCAGUGCCCCAUCACUGCUUGCUGCUUUCAUUUGACGAAUUACAACGUGGUGUUCGCCGGUCUCGAGGACGGGUCGUUGAGUCUCUGGGAUCUCAAAGAGGACGAGAUGUGGCAUCAGAAGGUCACGGACAAGGCGAACGAAUUGGACUGGGUGAUAAGAACGCCGACCCACACGACCACGGCGGAGUCGGAGGACACGCACACGUCGCCGAUCGUCGCCAUACGCGUGCUUUCCAAGAUCGAGACCGCCUCUGCGAAAGGAGGAGGCAGCGGCAAGUUCGUCCCUAUUCAGAUAUGUAGCUUAGACGAGGACGGUUGUCUCGUAGUGUGGAGUAUCGUGCAUAACAUGGGUAUAAGUAUCGACGACUUGGGACUGUCUCACUGGGGCGACAUAAGACUCAUAAAGAAUCAGAAAACGUCCCUGACGAAGGGGGAGAACGCGAAAACAACGAACGCGUUCCUCGACAUGCAUGUGGACAGUGCGGACACGAAUAACGUUUACGUCGCGACUAACAGCACCGACGUUAUGCAUGCCACUUGUAUCGGCAACCGAACGAACCCUUUAACGUACAAGCCAGCCGAGAUAAGUGACUGCGGCAAUUCAACGUGCAUCGACGUCUGUCCUUUCGGCCAGUCGUUCUUUUUGGUCGGCUGCGACGACGGGACGAUUCGACUUCAUUUCUUGAACGUGGAAAGGCCGAUCGUGCAAUUGAAGAGCGAGCAGUACACGAACAGGAUCAAGGUUCUGCAAUGGUCGAAGACGAAACCGUUAACCGUAUAUGUUCUGGACGAUAAGUCGCGAAUUCACGUGUGGGACUUGAGCGAGAGCGACGUCUGCCCUGUACAUACAUUCCCGAUGCAAAAGUGGGGAAAGAUAAGCAGCAUGCAGCUGUCCCCCUGCACUAUGGAUCAAGAUAUGGCGAAUCAGUACUUGGUCCUCGGGAUGGAGUCUGGCGACGUGGAGGUGCACAAGUUGAGGAAAGAUUUUUACUACUCGAGGAGGGAGGAUUUCUUGCAAGAACUGAACGUAUUUUCACGAUAUGUGUCGGUUUCCUAAACAAGAAGGUCGUUACAUAAGUCGAUAAUGGGAAGUGAAUUAUAUAAUUAACUACACCGAUAGUAGAUCUCUCGUAGAGUCGCAUAAUAGUUCCAUUAUGGGAUUGCGAACACGAAUUUCCUACUUCCAAUCUACACGUGCACUCGCAAAGCAAAUAAGUUGGACGUUGGGUCGGGCAAGUAUCGUUUCAGUGCAAGGUGACUCGUUGCGUUUUUUCACGGACGUUCGACAACGGGGGACAAUCUCUUCUGACCGGUAUUAUAGUUUGUAACAUUUGCGAAACGACACGUACAACAGUGGUCGCGUCUCUGAUUAUUUCGAACAUGAGAGUACAAUUUUUCGAGUCGUGUAAUCGAUACACGCUCACAAGCCGUUGUUGAUUUUGUAUACUGUACAAACACGCGACGAUUGAGAUUUUUGCACACUUAUUCGUACGUGUAAUCAAUAGGAGAAAGGUUGACAGCACCUUUACCUCGAUGCAUUUGAUAACGCAUCCGGUAUCCAACAGAAAGCUUUAUCUCCUGAAGAGAGAAAUACUAAAAUAACAAAUCAAUAAAAAAAUUAUAGAAAAAUUACAAAAUUUACAAUUAUAGAAGAAAUCACAGAAUUACUAAGAAACAAAUUUUCUCUCUUGGCAUAAAGAUGUGUUGUAAAAUCCAUUGAAAAAGAAGCGUCACAACCUUUCUUCCGCUCAAUAUAUAUAUAUAUAUAUAUAUAUAUACAUACAUACAUAUAUACAUAUAUAUACAUAAUAUAUAUAGAUCUUUCUAUCGCGUUCCGUCCGAGAAGAUAAACGCCGUCCAUGUAGAUAGAUAGCAUUUCUAACACAUUUAUACGUACAUUUAUAUAGUGUAUUGUAUAAAAUAUAUAUCGUGUUUAAGGAAGAAUAUUGAGAAGAGUAUAAACGGAACGAUAGGAUUGUAUAGCUGAAAUAUACAUAAAUUUUAUACACAGCCCAC